AUGCUGCUCAGAGCGGCUCAAUCUCCGUGCUGGCGCACAGCACGGUACAUACAUCCGAGCUUCGCCGGCCGGGCACGGUGGAUAAGCCCGAAUGGCAUCCAGCAGCACAGAAUCCAGUUGCGGGUGUUCACCUCUGGCAGUCCAUGGCGGAACCAAUCGACCGAUGGCAAGGACCCAACCUCUGCAAGGAAUAACUCCACACCCACUGCUACUGCCGCCGAAUUGGCCAAUGCCGCUAGUGUCCAGAAACCUGCCGGUAGCGAGACAAAGAAUACCCCGAAGAAAGACUUGUUGGGUGAGUCAACUAUCGCAAGUAAGGAACAGCGCAAGGCAGACUGGGCUAUCAUGCGAGAGAUGGCGAAGUAUUUGUGGCCAAAGGAUGACUGGGGAACCAAGCUUCGAGUUGGAACUGCACUCUCACUGCUUGUGGGUGCGAAGAUUCUUAAUGUGGAGGUUCCUUUCUACUUUAAGAACAUUGUCGACUCCAUGAACGUUGAUUUCGCCACCCUCGGUGGAACGGCAUACACCGUAGCGGGCUCCAUGAUCAUAGCUUAUGGCGCAACCCGCAUUGGAGCCACUAUCUUCCAAGAACUGCGUAAUGCAGUCUUCGCCAGUGUCGCCCAAAAGGCUAUUCGCAGAGUUGCCCGGAAUGUCUUUGACCACCUUCUCCGACUGGAUCUCAACUUCCAUCUCUCGCGCCAGACAGGUGGUCUCACACGCGCCAUUGAUCGUGGAACGAAAGGUAUCAGCUUCUUGCUGACAUCCAUGGUGUUCCAUGUGGUGCCCACGGCACUUGAGAUCUCGCUCGUGUGUGGUAUUCUAACCUACCAAUAUGGUCUCCAAUUCGCCGCCAUCACAGCUACUACCAUGGUAGCAUACACGGCAUUCACCAUUACCACCACCGCCUGGCGCACCAAGUUCCGUCGACAGGCCAAUGCUGCCGACAAUCGCGGGGCUACCGUGGCUGUAGAUUCCCUGAUCAACUAUGAGGCCGUCAAGUACUUCAAUAAUGAGAAGUUCGAAGUUGCCCGCUACGACAAGGCUUUAAAGAACUACGAAGAUGCCUCUAUCAAAGUCACCACCUCCCUGGCCUUGCUGAACUCUGGCCAGAACAUGAUCUUCUCCACUGCGCUGGCCGCAAUGAUGUAUCUGGCAGCCGACGGCGUGGCCACGGGUACCCUGACGGUCGGCGACCUGGUCAUGGUCAACCAACUGGUUUUCCAGCUCUCUGUGCCGCUCAAUUUCCUGGGCUCGGUCUACCGUGAACUGCGCCAGUCUCUACUGGACAUGGAGACCCUGUUCAACUUGCAAAAGGUGAAUGUCACUAUUCAGGAGAAGCCCAACGCGAAGCCACUCGAGUUGAAGCGCGGCGGCGAGAUUCGCUUCGAGAACGUCACUUUCGGCUACCACCCCGACCGUCCGAUCCUGAAGAAUGUGACGUUCACCAUCCCCGCUGGUUCCAAGUUUGCCAUCGUGGGUCCCAGUGGCUGCGGCAAGUCGACUAUCUUGCGUCUACUCUUCCGCUUCUACGACACCCAGUCCGGUCGGAUCUUGAUUGAUGGUCAGGAUGUGCGCGACGUGAGCCUCGACAGCCUCCGGCGGGCCAUCGGUGUGGUGCCCCAGGAUACACCACUCUUCAACGACACCAUCGCACACAACAUCCGCUACGGUCAGAUCGAUGCGACGGACGAAGAAGUGCGCCAUGCGGCCGAGCGCGCCCGCAUCAGCGAGCUGAUCGAGCGACUGCCGGAGGGGUACGAGACCGCGGUCGGCGAGCGCGGCAUGAUGAUCUCUGGCGGCGAGAAGCAGCGACUGGCGAUUUCGCGACUGUUGCUGAAGGACCCUCACCUGUUGUUCUUUGAUGAAGCGACCUCGGCCCUAGACACCUACACCGAACAGGCGCUCCUGCAGAACAUCAACAGCAUUCUGAAAGAAAAGAGCCGCACGAGCGUGUUUGUCGCGCACCGGCUGCGGACGAUCUAUGAUAGUGACCAGAUCCUGGUGCUCAAGGAUGGCCAUGUGGCGGAGAUGGGGUCACACCGGGAGUUACUCGAUCUGGAGGGCGUCUAUGCGGAGCUCUGGAAUGCCCAGGAACUGUCGCUGGCCCACGAGGGGGAGGAGGCCCCGGCGGACGAGAAGAAGAUCGAGUAA
Messenger RNA from Penicillium daleae, 2151 nucleotides. RefSeq names its product ATP-binding cassette Fe/S cluster precursor transporter ATM1 (gene atm1). Bases 1 to 2151 code for a protein of 716 amino acids. NCBI's taxonomy places the organism in Eukaryota, Fungi, Ascomycota, Eurotiomycetes, Eurotiales, Aspergillaceae. The record is from RefSeq and is a predicted model, not a curated record. The transcript is spliced from 7 exons. Gene Ontology annotation, cellular component: mitochondrial inner membrane. Gene Ontology annotation, molecular function: ATP hydrolysis activity; ATP binding; ABC-type transporter activity. Gene Ontology annotation, biological process: transmembrane transport; intracellular iron ion homeostasis.